AGACGUCAUUUCCGGUCUACUUCCUGUUUGUUUCCUGCCGCUUGUAUCGAUACUGUACUAACAAAAUUAAUGAAGGGAAGAUAUACCAGUGAGUCACUGGGCGUUCCUGACGUUUCGGAAACAGUGGACGAGGGUUCCCACAAAAAUGGGAUGUCUAAAAUUAUUCUUAUAGGCACCAAGAGGUGGCCUGUUAGAAUGGUGCAUCGUUUGCCAAAAAACAAUCAUCCAUACUAAAGAAGACUAAAGAGGAACCUUUGAGUUUAGCACUACUGUUCCUAGUGAGCCAGCAGACGCAUGUCGCGGAUCAGGACCACACUUGACAGUGUCACAAAGGCAGUAGGGAGCACUGACCUCAUCUCCAAGUUUUCCCGCUUCAAGCCUGGAAGUGCCACAGUCGAGAGCGCCCAUGUAGAAAAAGUUGUAGUUAAAGCUGACACCUUGACCUCUAAUAACUCGACUACUGAUUCACCAAAUGAAACCACCAUGAAAGAAGAAGAAGAAGAAGAGGGUGAGAAGAAUGCAGAAGAGCUGGAAAAGCAAAGGCAGAAAGUUUCAGAAAAGCCUUUUGUUGCCAGCAAGAAGCCCACUUCUAGUUUAGGCUCAGCAGUAAGUGCACCUGUGCCAAGUUCUUCCACAACUGUGGCGAAACAAACCAUGCAACUCUUUCACCCAGCAAGCCUUUCAACCAACAUGGACGAGACCUACAAAACUCUGGCUCAGCACAUAAAUAGCUACUUUGGGACCAGCACCCAAGGGGAAGAUUUGGACAACAGGUCGCAGCAGCACAAAGGAGAGCGUGAUCCUGCUUCUGAGCAUGUUAUUCACUCUACACCUCAGACAACUGGGAAACACAUUCCUAUUAUAGCUCCAGUAGCAGAAGCUAAAAGUAUUGAAACCCCCACUACCUCUCCUCUUCCUCCCCCUCCGUUAGAAAAUCUGAGUCAGCCUCCUAACACCCCUGCAAAAGAAAGUGCAGCUCAACCUGUCCCUGUGCCUACCACAUCUCCUAAAAAAGGUUUCACUCACUAUCUGUCUUAUCCUCGGCCCAGUGUUCAGGCAUUUGUUGGAAGUUACAUUGCACCCCUGGUACCUAAAUUUCGAGGUGAUUCCAAAGGUAUUACUGCUGAGAAAUCUCCAACAACGGAAGAAUCUACUGUGGAGAAGACAGAAGAGAAAGCAGUAACUGAGGAAGAGAAGGCUAAACAACACCUGCUGAUUCAAAGGGAGAAGAUAAUAGCCAGAGUGAGUGUUGACAACAGAACCAGAGCCCUGGUGAAAGGCCUGCAUAGGGUCACUGAUGUCAAACUCCUCACCAGCCGAGUAGAAGAGCUCAGCGUUCAUCUCCUGGAAUUUCCGGAAACCCGAGGUGUAGCCAUCAAGGAAAGUGUGCUGCCCUGCCUGCUGCGGCUGCGUCAGGCCAGAGACCUUCCUCUUCAAGCUGCUGUGAGAGAAGCUCUAGCUGUUGUUGGCUAUACGGACCCUGUUAAAGGCAGGGGAAUUCGGGUCCUGGCUAUAGAUGGAGGGGGAACAAGAGGACUGCUUGCUCUGCAGACUCUUCAUAAACUGCAGAAUUUGACUGGCAAACCGGUCCAUCAGCUCUUUGACUACAUCUGUGGAGUCAGCACAGGUGCCAUCCUGGCUUUCAUGCUGGGGAUUUUUCAAAUCCCUCUUGACGAGUGUGAGGAGAUGUACAGGAAGUUGGGCUCAGAUGUUUUCAAACAGAAUGUAAUCGUUGGAACCGUUAAGAUGGGCUGGAGCCAUGCUUUCUAUGACAGCGAAAUAUGGGAAAACAUCCUCAAGGAACGAAUGGGUGAUGGGAGCAUGAUUGAGAGUGCCAGGGAUCCACACUGCCCUAAAGUGUCAGCAGUGAGCACUAUUGUGAACAGGGGUUUGCCACUGAAGGCCUAUGUGUUCAGGAACUACAGACUCAUGCCAGGAGUGAGAUCCCACUACCUUGGAGACUGCAAACACAAAAUGUGGCAGGCUAUCAGGGCCUCAUCUGCCGCUCCAGGAUACUUCCAGGAAUUUGUCCUGGGAAAAGAUCUCCAUCAGGAUGGAGGACUUCUAAUUAACAACCCCACAGCACUUGCUAUCCAUGAGUGUAAAUGUCUGUGGCCAAACACACCACUGCAGUGUGUGUUGUCCCUGGGUACUGGACGGUAUGAGACGGGAGGAAAGAACAGCGCUACCUACACGAGUCUAAAGACGAAGCUUACCCACGUCAUCAGCAGUGCCACGGAUACUGAAGAGGUGCACACCAUGCUGGACGCCCUCCUCCCACCUGACACCUAUUUCCGCUUCAACCCCUACAUGAGCGAGGACAUCUCUUUGAACGAGAACCGUGUAGAGAAGCUUAACUUCCUCAAGAGCGAGGCUGAACACUACCUGGAGCGCAAUGAAGCCAAGCUCAGGAAUGCAGCUCGGGUGCUGGGACAAGAGAAGAGCACGAUCCAGAGACUGGCCGAGUGGGCAAAGCUCAAGGCCGACAUGUACGAGGGCCUCCCGUUCAUUUCAAAGCUGUAGCUGAUGGAGUUGCAACAGUUUACCUCAAAAGUGUUUUUAAGGUAAGUGAGUGAAAAAUAAAGGAUCUAUACAUCCACUCAGUCGAGGGAGACUCAUGGGUGACGAGUAUUACCUGGUGAUUUGAAAUAAAUGUGGAGAUUGUUUCUGAUCUUAAUCCCAUGUGAAUCUGCUGAAUUGAAUCUACAAAUUUUCUCACAUAUUUUGGCAAACACAGAAUAUGAUGAACUGACGUCUUUGAUUUGGUGUGAUUUGCAACAUUUUUGUUUUUGUUGUGCAUUUAUUCAAUUUCCUUCCUGGCCCAGGACUAUGAAGGCUGUGCUGAAGAUGAUAAGCUAAAGUUUUGAAAGAAAGGAAAUCCAGGAGGCUCAAGUCGCACUAUAGCAUGAACAUUCACUGAAAGAAAACUUCUAUCGUUCCAAAAAAUGACAUCUCAUGGAUGAUAGAUGGAUGAUAUGCAUGACAGUGUACAGUUAGGAACAUUUUCUACGUUUUAGCAGUUACAUGUAAGUGGUGACCCUUGACAACAGAACCAGGGAAUCUAUGACGGUAAAUUUGAGGAAGAGACUCGGCCUAUCAUGUGUGAAUGCAGCAUUUGAAACACAGACAGGGUUAAAUUUCCAGUUCAGUGCAGGUCCCCAGGUUAUACUCAUCCAGUGCAAAAAAAGGCUUAAGUAACUAUGAAGUUACUGUGUUUACAUGAUUUAAUGUAUUUAACACUAAAAAGACCAAGAAAUUCACAGAUAUUAAUUAAAGAUACUGUAAGUAACAUAGAAUUAUGAACAUGAUGGAAUUUGGAAGUUGAGUCACGAUGUGCCAGAUGGAGACAGAGUAAUAUAAUUUAUGGAGAAAAAAAAUGAUAAUAGUGAUAUCUUUUUUUGAGUGAUUAAGUGUGUGCAGAAAAAUUUAUGGAGUUAUGAAUAUGAAGCUUGAGUAAUGAUCUCAUGGACUGGUUGCUUGUUGUGGCACCAUAAUAUGAUGCUAAUUGAAUGCCAAUGUGGGAACUGUGUUUAUUUUCAAAAGAAAUUAGUCUGAUGGUCAAUUUACAUCUCAUUUCAAUAACUUGAGUACAUCAAGAUAUAAUUUAUAAGUGAUUGCACAGUGAGAACACGACUGCCUAUUUGUAAUACUGUAUAAAAAAAAGAGAACUCAUGCACUUUUUAAAAAUAUGGUCUUUACCUGUGCGUUAACAAAUAUGUACAUAAUUUAAAGUAAUGAUUUGAGUGCUCUUAACAAUAUGUAAGAAUACAAUUUUAAAAACCAUGGUACAAAGCAUGUUCUACCCUGUUCUGCUGAGAAAAACACCUUGUGCCCCAUUAGUAAGUGUUUUGCACUUAACCCUGCUUGAGGCUGAAGUCUUAAACAUAGCUGUUAAAAGGGUAGUUGUUAUAAAGCACACUUUUUACACUGAUAGUAUGAAUUUUCCCUGAUUCCUUCUUUCUUUAUUGUGUGACGGAAUGCAAAAGUGAAGAAAUGUCAAGAAAUAAACAUGAUUUAAAAUCA
Molecule: messenger RNA, 4023 nt
Organism: Sphaeramia orbicularis (orbiculate cardinalfish)
Lineage: Eukaryota; Metazoa; Chordata; Actinopteri; Kurtiformes; Apogonidae
Gene: pnpla8
Product: patatin-like phospholipase domain containing 8
Exons: 10
Coding region: 295-2523 (742 amino acids)
Biological process (GO): arachidonate metabolic process
Cellular component (GO): membrane
Source: RefSeq, a predicted model, not a curated record